AUGCACCAUCUCUCAGGACUGCCUCACAGAUGUUUCCACAACCUCUCUUCCAAAUACGGACCAGUGUUACUUCUUCGACUCGGGUUUGUUCCAGUUGUCGUGAUCUCCUCGAGCGAAGCAGCUGAAGCAGUUCUCAAAACUCACGACUUGGACUGUUGCAGCCGACCAAAGACGGUCGGGAUGGGGAAGCUCUCUUACGGUUUCAAAGACAUCACUUUCGCGCCGUACGGUUCGUAUUGGCGCGAAAUGCGGAAACUUGCGGUCAUCGAGCUUUUCAGCCUCAAAAAGGUUCAGUCUUUUAGGUAUAUCAGAGAGGAAGAGGUCGGAUUCGUGGUGAAGAAACUGUCGGAAUCGGCAUUGACACAGUCCUCUGUGGACUUAAGCAAAACCUUCUUCUCACUCACCGCAAGCAUCAUUUGUCGAGUAGCUUUAGGUCAGAACUUCAACGACAGUGGCUUCUUCAUCGAUCAGGAGAGGAUCGAAGAACUUGUUACCGAAUCUACGAUAGCUCUAGGGACUUUCACUUUCUCUGACUUCUUCCCUGGUGGAGUUGGAAGAUUCGUUGACUGGUUGUUUCAAAGGCACAAGAGGAUCAACAAAGUCUUUAGAGAGCUUGAUGCUUUUUACCAGCAUGUGAUUGAUGAUCACUUGAAGCCAGAAGGAAGGAAAAAUCCGGAUAUUGUUUCCUUGAUGUUGGAUAUAAUUGAUAAACAUGGAAAUGAAGAUUCUUUCAAACUCAAUAUGGAUAAUCUCAAGGCAAUCCUCAUGGAUGUGUUUCUCGCGGGGAUAGAUACAAGUGCUGUGACUAUGAUAUGGGCAAUGACAGAGCUCGUUAGAAACCCUAGAGUGAUGAAGAAGGCACAAGAAGCUAUUCGAACCACAUUAGGUCACAAAAGAGAAAGAAUCACUGAAGAUGAUCUUGACAAAGUUGAUUACUUGAAGCUCAUAAUCAAGGAAACGUUCAGGUUACAUCCAGCACUUCCAUUUAUAAUCCCAAGGGACACAAUGUCACACAUCAAGAUCCAAGGCUACGAUAUUCCACCCAAAACGCAGAUCCAAAUCAACGUGUGGACCAUCGGACGUGACCCUAGUCGUUGGACCGACCCUGAAGAAUUCAUCCCUGAACGGUUUGCGGAUAGUUCUGUGGAUUUUAGAGGACAGCACUUUGAGCUGUUACCGUUUGGUUCAGGACGAAGGAUGUGUCCAGCGAUGCCAAUGGGGGUUGCUACGGUGGAGCUAGGGUUGAUGAAUUUGCUUUACUUUUUCGAUUGGGGAUUGCCUGAUGGUAUGAAAAGUGGAGACGUUGACAUGGAAGAAGCUGGUAAUAUCUCCAUUGUCAAGAAGCUACCUCUUCAACUUGUGCCCAUUCAACAUUAUUGA
Molecule: messenger RNA, 1380 nt
Organism: Microthlaspi erraticum
Lineage: Eukaryota; Viridiplantae; Streptophyta; Magnoliopsida; Brassicales; Brassicaceae
Source: the annotation of a GenBank genome assembly